Molecule: messenger RNA, 1348 nt
Organism: Phodopus roborovskii (desert hamster)
Lineage: Eukaryota; Metazoa; Chordata; Mammalia; Rodentia; Cricetidae
Gene: Degs1
Product: delta 4-desaturase, sphingolipid 1
Exons: 3
Coding region: 85-1056 (323 amino acids)
Biological process (GO): ceramide biosynthetic process
Cellular component (GO): membrane
Molecular function (GO): sphingolipid delta-4 desaturase activity
Source: RefSeq, a predicted model, not a curated record
GAAAGCAGCUGCCGACACAGCCACUAGAGCGGGGCCGGGACGCGAGCGUGAGGCAGAGCGGGUCCGCGCGCCGCCGCCGCCGCCAUGGGGAGCUGCGUGUCCCGAGAGGAUUUCGAGUGGGUCUAUACGGACCAGCCGCACACCGACCGGCGCCGGGAGAUCCUGGCAAAGUAUCCAGAGAUAAAAUCCUUGAUGAAACCUGACCCCAAUCUGAUCUGGAUCAUAUCUGUGAUGCUUCUCGCCCAGUUGGCUUCAUUUUACUUAGUGAAAGACUUGGACUGGAAAUGGGUCAUAUUUUGGUCCUAUGUCUUUGGCAGCUGCCUUAACCACUCAAUGACUCUGGGCAUCCAUGAGAUUUCUCACAAUUUCCCCUUCGGUCAUCACAAAUCGCUGUGGAAUCGCUGGUUUGGAAUAUUUGCUAACCUCCCUUUGGGAGUUCCAUAUUCAGUUUCUUUUAAGAGAUACCACAUGGACCAUCAUCGGUACCUGGGAGCUGAUGGCAUCGAUGUGGAUAUUCCUACUGAUUUUGAGGGCUGGUUCUUCUGCACCACUCUCAGGAAGCUGGUCUGGGUUGUCCUUCAGCCUCUCUUUUAUGCUUUUAGACCCCUACUCAUCAAUCCGAAACCCAUUACUUACCUGGAAAUCAUCAAUACUGUGAUCCAGAUCAUUUUUGACAUUAUAAUUUACUAUGUUUUUGGAAUUAAAUCUUUAGUCUACAUGUUGGCAGCCUCCCUACUUGGCCUAGGUUUGCACCCAAUUUCUGGGCAUUUUAUAGCAGAACAUUACAUGUUCUUAAAGGGGCACGAAACGUACUCAUAUUAUGGGCCUCUGAAUUUACUGACCUUCAAUGUGGGCUACCAUAAUGAACACCAUGACUUCCCCAACGUUCCUGGAAAAAACCUGCCCCUGGUGAGGAAAAUAGCAGCUGAAUACUAUGAUAAACUCCCCCAGUACAACUCCUGGAUCAAAGUACUGUAUGAUUUUGUGAUGGAUGACACAAUAAGUCCCUACUCACGGAUGAAGAGGCCUCCAAAGGGGAAUGAGAUUCUGGAGUAAAAACCACAGCUAAAGGAAUUCCUCAUAAUAGCUGAUAAAGUGGAAUUUUUAUUUUGUUAAUUUUAAGAUGAGUGAUGCCUAGAAGCUGCACUGUCAUAAUUCCCAACCAGGAUCUUGGUGGCAUCAAAAGCUACUCAGCCUUCUAACAGCCGACUCUUGCGCUUACCUGCACUCAUGCAUUAUACUACUGUUACUAAGGGUAUCUCCACCUGUGUCUGUCAUACUUGUAAGCAUAUUAUAAAAAGCUUAUGUUAUUUUUCACUAUAAAAUAAUAAACUGAACUGUUAAUUGC